This is a messenger RNA of Mycena citricolor, 346 nucleotides long. NCBI's taxonomy places the organism in Eukaryota, Fungi, Basidiomycota, Agaricomycetes, Agaricales, Mycenaceae. The record is from the annotation of a GenBank genome assembly.
UUCAAUUUGCCCUCUUGCUACUCGUGGCCGUCACCGGUGUCGUCUCGGUGCGCACCUGGCCUCGUCCCUCCCGGACUUUGGUCCGGCGCCAAGGCGUUUCCGCCGGGAAUCCGGUUUCUCGUGAUCGGUGCACAACAAACGCGAAGCGAAUGGCGCAGGGCCUUCCUCCUCUCCCGCCAAAUCAGAUCUGGGGUGGGGCUUCUGGUGGCUCCCACGCAUCGCCUUCCCCAUCGGCUAGGGCGGCGAAAUGAAAAUCGCCAGGUAUAUAGUAUUCUAGAUUACACGGGGUUCCCGAAAUUAAUAUCUCUUUGUUGAAAGAAUCCAGGACGUUUCCCUCUAUCAAAAC